Molecule: messenger RNA, 618 nt
Organism: Paramisgurnus dabryanus
Lineage: Eukaryota; Metazoa; Chordata; Actinopteri; Cypriniformes; Cobitidae
Product: histone H2B-like
Cellular component (GO): nucleosome
Molecular function (GO): DNA binding; protein heterodimerization activity; structural constituent of chromatin
Source: RefSeq, a predicted model, not a curated record
CCAAUGAAAUCCAUUCGUCGCAUUUGUCGAAAGAAGACACCCAAUCAGCAUGGUGAGCCGGUUGUCCUUGAAAAUUAGCAUGAACAGAGAAUAAAUAUUUCUUCCCGGAGCCGAUCGCUACACACUUUGUUAUUCUAUCUUGAGUGAUCAUGCCUGAGCCAGCGAAGUCCGCACCUAAGAAGGGAUCCAAGAAGGCCGUUACUAAAACCGCUGUAAAGGGCGGUAAGAAGCGCAAGAGGUCCAGGAAGGAGAGCUAUGCUAUCUACGUCUACAAGGUCCUGAAGCAGGUUCAUCCUGACACCGGGAUUUCCUCUAAGGCCAUGGGGAUCAUGAACUCUUUCGUCAAUGAUAUUUUCGAGCGUAUCGCCGGUGAGUCCUCUCGUCUCGCUCACUACAACAAGCGCUCCACCAUCACAUCGAGAGAGAUCCAGACCGCCGUGCGUCUGCUGCUGCCCGGUGAACUCGCCAAACACGCCGUGUCUGAGGGGACAAAGGCCGUCACCAAGUACACCAGCUCCAAAUAAAUCUGUUGAAGCUUUCAACACCACAAAGGCUCUUUUAAGAGCCACCCAUUUUAUCGGUUAAAGAGCUUUCUAUUUGUUUUGUGAAGUUUCACUU